GAUGGAUCCUCAUCAUGAACAUCUUCAUGCCGACGUGGAUAUGAAUUUAGUGCGAAAUGAGAGUGCUGAUCUAUCCCACUUGUCGGACAAAGAAAAAUGGAGAGUGGAGCAUGUGAGGUUACAUGAGAAACACAAAGGGCAUGAGUCCAUGCAUGCAGAGAUGGUGCUAAUUCUUAUAACAACCCUAAUUGUUGCUCAAGUACUCUUAGUGCAAUGGAAGAAAAGACAUUUCAAAUCCUACCAGACAGCAACACUGGUAGGGAUGUGGGUAAUUCCAAUUAUAUUCUGUGUUCACUUUGGCUGGUGGAGGUUCCCUUUCUUCUGGGCUGUAUUUUCCCUAAUUACAGGCCUUGUCACCAUGAAAGCCAAUAGGAGACCUAUAUCUGGCAGUACACCAAGAUUGGUCUACAAAUGGUUUUUGCUGAUCUAUAAAAUAAGUUAUGCACUAGGAAUCCUUGGCUACCUCAUCAUAAUGUUCACCUUAUUUGGAUUGAACAUCCUGCUUCUCAUUAAGCCCAAUGUUGCCAUGGAUUUUGGACUAUUGUUACUUUUCUAUGGGUUAUAUUAUGGGGUCGUAGGACGGGAUUUUGCCGAAGUUUGUACAGAUAAAAUGGCUUCACAUAUAGGAUAUUAUACUUCCACAGGGGUGCCUACGAAACAUUUAGCUCCAAAUAUCUGCUCUGUUUGUGGCAAUAGAAUUCUCACCAACGAUGAGGAUGGCGAUGGUAUAAUAGAAAAAACUUAUAAAUUGUCCUGUGGACAUAUAUUCCAUGAAUUUUGUAUACGAGGCUGGUGCAUUGUGGGUAAAAAGCAGACAUGUCCAUACUGCAAGGAGAAAGUGGAUCUCAAGAGGAUGUUUGCUAAUCCAUGGGAACGUCCUCAUGUUUUAUAUGAUGAACAAGGCGAACCUGGAGCUCCUGGAGUCGAUGGUAGGCCAGGAUUGGAUGGAAUACCUGGAUUGAAUGGCACACCAGGAUUGGACGGAAUACCUGGAUUGAUUGGCACACCAGGAUUGGAUGGAAUUCCUGUUGUUAAAGGUGACAUCGGCCCUCGUGGUCCAAAAGGUGACAUUGGUGAAUAUGGAUUGAACGGAAUACCUGGCCCAAAAGGAGACACUGGAAUGCCUGGCCCUAUUGGUGUGCCUGGAAUUAAUGGUGCACCCGGUCUUAAAGGUGACAUUGGCAUACCUGGACCAAAUGGAAUACCUGGAGGUAAAGGUGAAAUCGGCCCUCGUGGCCCAAAGGGUGACAUUGGUGAGUUUGGAUUGAAUGGAAUACCUGGCAUUAAAGGGGAGAUUGGUCCUCGUGGUCUAAAAGGUAGCAUGGGUCCUCGUGGUCUAAAAGGUAAUAUGGGUUUAAGUGGACCAAAGGGUAACGUGGGUCUUAGUGGCCCAAAAGGUAGCAUGGGCCCUAGUGGUCCAAGAGGUAACAUCAGUCCCAGUGGUCCGAAAGGAACCACGGGUCAUAGUGGUCUAAAAGGUGAUAUGGGUCCUAGUGGCCCAAAGGGUACAAUAGGUCCAAAGGGUAGCAUGGGUCCUAGUGGUUCCAGAGGUAACAUCGGUCCCAGUGGUCCGAAAGGUAGCACGGGUCUUAGGGGUCUAAAGGGUAAUAUGGGUCCCAGUGGUCCAAAAGGUAAUAUGGGUCCAAGUGGUCCAAAAGGUAAUAUGGGUCCAAGUGGUCCGAAAGGUAACAUGGGCUUUCGUGGUCUUAAAGGCAGCAUUGGCUCUCAUGGGUUAAAAGGUAUGAAAGGCGAAAGAGGACAACCAGGAUCAAGGGGAGCUCAAGGCAUUAAAGGGGCACCUGGUUUGAGAGGAGCCCAAGGUUAUAGGGGAUAUACAGGUAGUAAAGGUGUAAAAGGAGACAAAGGUUAUAGAGGAUACACAGGUAGUAGAGGCCCCAAAGGAGCCAGUUGGUAUGGGAAAUAA
Messenger RNA from Owenia fusiformis, 1924 nucleotides. The record is from the annotation of a GenBank genome assembly. NCBI's taxonomy places the organism in Eukaryota, Metazoa, Annelida, Polychaeta, Sabellida, Oweniidae.